Molecule: messenger RNA, 846 nt
Organism: Triticum aestivum (bread wheat)
Lineage: Eukaryota; Viridiplantae; Streptophyta; Magnoliopsida; Poales; Poaceae
Exons: 1
Coding region: 129-605 (158 amino acids)
Source: RefSeq, a predicted model, not a curated record
UCCAACCCCCCACUCACACAGACACAGACACGGGCACAACGAGCACUUGCGAAUUGUAAUCUUUCCAUUGCGCGUGCUUCCCUCCUAGCUCACCACCAAUCUGCCCGCAGCUCAGCUCACCGCCGGCCAUGGGGAACUGCCUGGUGAUCCAGGACAGAAGGGAGAUCAAGGUGAUGAGCGUCGUCGACGGCGAAAUCCUCAAGGCGCUCCCGGUGCCAUCCCCCUCCAAGGGCGCCCUCGCACCCGUCUCCGACUCCUCCGACGCCGAAGACGCGCUCCGGCCGCAGAAGCAAGGCCUCGACGGCCGGGCGGGCGGCAUGGGGCAGCUGCACCUCCUGUUCCCCUCCGAUGCUAACGCGCCUUCUGCCGCGGCGGCUGACCCGGAGGGCGCCGUCGUGAGGGUGAAGCUGGUCAUCAGCAAGCAGGAGCUCAGGAGGAUGCUGGGCAAGGACGACGAGGCCGUCUCCCUGGACGACAUGGUGGCUCUCCUGCGAGGAGGGCCGGAGCAUCAGAAGCAGGAGGACGUCGGUUGCUACCGAGGGUGGCGGCCUGCCUUGCAUAGCAUACCUGAAGGCAGCGGUGAUCUAUAUUCCAUGUUAGCAUAGAAAUUAGCUGGAAGAAAAUACAUAUAUGGAUACUAAGCAUAAGAAAAUAUGCAUGUGUAUAUGUAUGUAUUUAUAUUCACAUACGUAGAAAAUAGAGAUCAUAGUUGGGUAGAUCUGCUAGUAGUUUUGAGAUAGGGGUUAUCUUCAGGUUGUCUUGUUUGGUGGGUGCAUACCAUGUAAGACAAGUUAAAGAUAGUCCUGGAAAUCAAACGGGACAAUAUAAACCUAAUUAUUGAUGGCA